AAGGGUCCACCACACCCACACGCUUUCCUCGACGACCUUGGCAUGGAAGGCCUUAGGCCUACACAUAGAAAUAAGGGUCUUUCUCAGUAUCUAUAGAAAAAGCCAAAUUUGUUUGUUAGCGGCCUAUUUAAUUCAUUCAAUUUCGAUUCUCCUUCUCAUUUGCAUGGCACUGUCACUUUCGCUGCUUACUUAGUUGCCUCUGCUUCUGGUGAAAGUGAAGGCUUUGUUUGUUCUUAUUGAAAGUAAUCAUGGCGGAGGAGGAGGAGGAUUGUUGGGAUGCUGGGAAAAUGCUGGACCUUUAUUUGCACGAUUACUUGGUGAAGAAGAAUAUGCAUGAGACUGCUGCACUAUUCAGAGAAGAGGCCGGCGUAUCUAACCGACCAGUUGUGAUUGAUUCUCCCGAAGGGUUCCUACAAGAAUGGUGGUCCCUAUUUUAUGAAAUUUUUGCUGCUAGGCAAACAAAGCUUCAAGGGGAAGCAGAAAGUACCUCUGCUAAGUCUGAAAUAAAGGAAGAUCAAUCACAAAGUUUUGGUCCAAUGUUUAUGCCACAAUUGAUGAUAAAUCAGCAAAUGGCUCGCCAGGUUCCUAUUCCGAGAUAUUUUGAUUCCAGUCUGCAGUUACUUCAAACUAAUCAACUGAGGCUCCCAAACUCAUUUGUAGCCAGUUCUAGCCUUCUGCAACAUCCAAUAAAUCUUGCUCAGCAUCAAGCUAAGAGGGAACAAAGUCAAGGCAUUAACUUGGGGAGUAACAUUCUUAUAAAUUCAAACACCCCCAAUAAGGCACUAAAAGGCAAGCUUCCAGUAACUUGGCCUCAUGCUGCAGGGUUGAAUGAAUCAAUUGAUCCAGCACCACUGAGUGGAUGGGUUUUGGAUGCACUAAACUAUCAGCAACCAUUUCAGAUAUUGAAAUGUCAACCAGAGAAAUCAGAUAAGGGGCUGUCACUUAUGCCUAGAAACCUGACACCUACUUUUCCUGGAAGCUCUGCCAAAUUCAGUUAUCAAAAUCUGAUACUUCCUAAGCCAGAAAUAAUUGAGAAUAACAGACCGGUCAGUUGAAGCAGUGACAAGCAAACCUUUUGAGCAGUUUAUUCUUUGAAGCUUACCAUUAUAGUCAUUUUACUUUCUGUAAGAUAGGAUGUAUUCUGCAUUCCUCUGUAAGAUGUUAUGACCUAUUACGAUAUGUGUGCUAAUAUUCUCAAAAUCAACCCUCUACAUUAAAAA
Gossypium arboreum is the source of this 1220-nucleotide messenger RNA. Its product is annotated as transcriptional corepressor LEUNIG-like. NCBI's taxonomy places the organism in Eukaryota, Viridiplantae, Streptophyta, Magnoliopsida, Malvales, Malvaceae. Gene Ontology annotation, molecular function: transcription corepressor activity; protein binding. The coding region runs from base 249 to 1055 and encodes 268 amino acids. The record is from RefSeq and is a predicted model, not a curated record. The transcript is spliced from 9 exons.